Molecule: messenger RNA, 789 nt
Organism: Triticum urartu
Lineage: Eukaryota; Viridiplantae; Streptophyta; Magnoliopsida; Poales; Poaceae
Source: RefSeq, a predicted model, not a curated record
GACCCGCACCGGCGCCCUACCGGUUUCCACACAAAUACUACGGGCCUUCUCCUCGUGUCCACUCUUCUUCUCCCCUCUCGCCUCUUCUGGCGUUCUCCCCUCCCCCCAUCGCGGUUUGCCCCGCCGGCGGCGACGCGGACCUGGCUGGCGCGAAUCGGCUUCUUCUCUUUGCGGGAUUUAUGUGCCAAGCUGCAUAUUGUUCUGUUUUAUUCCUUGGAUCAGACUUGUUGAGCUGAUUCCAGCAAGGAGCAAUCUGCAACAACUUGGUGUUAAGCUUGCAUCUUCCCUAAGCAGCUCUAGAUUAAAUGGGAGAAGCAAGCUCGGAUGAUCUUUGCCAUUGUCAAGGGUGUCUUGGCAAGUACACCCUACUCAGAGAUGAAGAGAACCCGCAGCUGGCAAGGUUUGAGAGACGGCUUCCUUGCUUUGGUUGCGGAAUAGGAUGGUCCUCAUUUCUUUUAGGUUUCUUGUGUCCAUUGCUUUGGUACUAUGCAACGACCCUUUACUGCUGCAAGUACUACAAUAGGGAUCCCCGAGAGCGCCCGGGUCUUGCUGCCUCUGCUAUUGCGGCGGCCAUCUUCACUACUGCGGCAACUAUUACCCUCUCCAUCAUUCUGAUAAUCUGGGCACAAAAGUGAUUUCUGAGGCAGGGAGAACAUGGCUGGAUGAUUGGUUGUUUAUCGGCAGAUGAGGGAUUCAGAAGGCAACUUGUAAUGUUGAUGAUAGCAGGUCGUUUUAGUUCAUCAUGUAAUCAUAGUGCAUAUGCAAGUGUUUAUCGAAGGGCUUCAUCUA